UGUUAGCAUAGAUUGGUACCAACGUAUAAGUUUAUUACAUGGAAUCGUAAGAGGGAUUUUUGAAUUACAUAAAGCGAACUUAAUACAUCAUAAUUUACAUACCGGUAAUAUAUUACUUAGACAUAAUACGAGAAAAGAAAAAACCGGGAGAUUUAGUACUUCAACUGUGAGAACAUGGAUCUCUGAUAGUGGAUUAUGGGGACCAGCUGGAUCAUCUUCAAGUGGGAUUGAUACAAGCGGAGCAACUUCUAUGGGUGGAAAUAGUAAUCUUAAUAGUACAAUUAUGGGAAAGCAUAAUCUCCAUAGUCAACCUUUUCAUGAUCAACCGCAUGAUAUUAAUUUGGCAACGGAAAUUGUGAAUGGAAAAAGACCCAAUAUAGAUGAUGUUGCCUCUGGUAACAUUCCGGAAUGUUGGUUGAAUUUGAUGAAGAAAUGUUGGGCAUCAAAACCAGAAGACCGACCGAAUAUUGAAGACAUUAAGAAAAUUACCAGUGCAUGGAAUAUGGAAAGAUCGAAAAAUUCUUUGGUCUUUUCAUUUAGUAGAUCUGGAGAUGAUGAUGAUGUUGUUGGACAGUUUUUAGAUGCUGAGAAGAGAAGAGUCGAAAGGUUGAAUAAAGGAAAGCAAGUGGAGAGUUACAAUAAACUAGAAGAAGAAGAAAGUGGAAAUGAGUUAAAAGAAACUGUAACCGAGAGGCUUAACCAAGAUGAUAAUAAUUAUGACUCGAUGAAGAGUCGAUUAUUAGAUUUUUUGGUUGAAGCACCUUCACCAAAUAAUCAUAAAGAUUUAGAAAUAAUUUAUGAGAAUAUCGAUUCUACGAAAAAAGAAAAGGUUGAUAGUGGAUAUCAGCAACCAAUAAUGGAAGAGCACGAAGAUGAAGUUAAACAUGAAGUCGAACUCGAAAAUCCCAUAGAAAAAGAUAGGGAUUCAAAUAGAAAUUUUCAAGAAAAAUCAUAUGUUAAUGAACAGAAACAAAUUUUACUAGGAGUUAAACAAGAUAACCAAGAUAGUCCUAUUAAAAAUGGUAUAGAAGCGAAUUCUGAAAUUGGAUCAAAAG
Funneliformis caledonium is the source of this 1055-nucleotide messenger RNA. NCBI's taxonomy places the organism in Eukaryota, Fungi, Glomeromycota, Glomeromycetes, Glomerales, Glomeraceae. The record is from the annotation of a GenBank genome assembly.